AGAUAUUGUGAUGGAAUUAGAAGAUGUUUUGGGACCAAGGUUACAACGUCAACGUCCAUAUGGUUUUAGCGUAGAACAUCAGAUUUUAACUGCUUUGAGGUUUUAUGCAGUUGGCUGCUAUCAGGGUUCAAUAGCGGAGCAAUGGGACAUAGUAUCAAGUCAACCAUCUGUUAGCCGUUGUGUGAGAGUUGUAACCAAUGCAAUUAACGACCUUCUUCUUCGACAAUGGGUUAAAUUUCCUAUGACUAAUGAAGAGCGUUAUAUUGCACAAGAAAAAUUUCGAACCGCACCUCAACCAUUCAAUGGGACUAUUGGAGCAAUAGACUGCACCCACAUAAAUAUUAUAGCACCAAAAGAACAUGAAGAAGCAUACGUCAACCAUUGGGGUGAUCACUCUAUCAAUGUGCAAGCAGUAUAUAUUGUGUUAUAUGAAGUUAUUUUUCUUACUGGCUGCUAG
Messenger RNA from Trachymyrmex cornetzi, 457 nucleotides. Its product is annotated as putative nuclease HARBI1. Lineage: Eukaryota; Metazoa; Arthropoda; Insecta; Hymenoptera; Formicidae. The record is from RefSeq and is a predicted model, not a curated record. The transcript is spliced from 2 exons. Bases 11 to 457 code for a protein of 148 amino acids.